AUGGCUGCCUAUGUUCAAGAUGGAGGUUGGAGAACAAGCGGAGGCGGGACAACCUUUGGAGCUUUGCUGGGAGGAUGCCAGAAGUUCACUAAUAUCAGGUUCAGGUCGAUUGACUACCCAAGCUUUGGAACUGGUCUCUACAGCUACGACGAGAUCUGA
Molecule: messenger RNA, 159 nt
Organism: Miscanthus lutarioriparius
Lineage: Eukaryota; Viridiplantae; Streptophyta; Magnoliopsida; Poales; Poaceae
Source: the annotation of a GenBank genome assembly